CUUCUAAUAUCUUUCCCUGCAGAACGCGGGAAAUGCUUCUCGGGAACUUGGACUGUUGUUCAGCAUUCGAAUUUUCAACUGUAGUUGUUCAUAAUCACGAAUAUGUCAAAUCCAUUUUCAUGGGGCAUCAAAAGCCCUAUCAAUCCGACAAAUUACAUAGGAAUGCGACCAGCAGAAGCUGACAAAGUGUUCGAAAAACUUGUGCCCGUUCAGCUGCAGCUAUCCUCAACAGAAGAGAGAAAACAUUUCUUGAGACUUUCAGUGGAAUUGAUUUCUUCUGGAAUAUCUUCAACUUCAUUUCGCAAGGAUUUACAAAUUGAAAUAACUGAUGAAGAUGAUCCAUACAUUUUCUAUAGCCUUCGGAUGUCAGAAGAUGAUUUCUCUGUUUUAAAAUCUCAACAGGGUCUCUUGAUUGACUUUUCAUCCUUCCCUUCAAAGUUCAUUCAACUUGUUGAACGCUGUAUAUCAGAAUAUCAAACAGAAUCUCCUAAAUUUCUUAUUCUAAUUCGAUACCAGAAUGAGAUGUCAAAACCAUGUUUUGUCUUUGAAAUAGUUGAAACUAAUCCUUUCAAGCAUUUAUGCCACCUUUCUCUCAAACUGACUGAAGGAGGUGAGACUCAAAUAAAGAAGCAUCUCUCACUUAAACUUCGACAACUGAAAGAAGAACAAGAAAGCAACCUACAAAUUAUGAAAGGUUUAGAACAGCAAAUUGACAUUGAAAGAAAAAAUAAUGCACAGAAAACAGCAGAAUUAGAACUCUUGAAAUGUGAUUUUCAAGCAAAGCUACAGGAUAUGCAACAACUACUUAAAAUUGAAUACCAAACAGAGAAGCAAUUGCUUCUCCAAACUAAAAUGGACCUUGAGCAGCAGUUUCGGCAACAUCAGAUGAAUGCUGAGGAAAAGGAGAGAAGCUUUUUACAACAAAUUAAAGACUUAAAAGAAAAAAAUCUACAAAUUGAAAACCAUGCCAAAGAGACCACAUCCCGUUUGGUGAAAACUGAAGAAGAAUGCAAUCGUCUUCAGCAAGAAUUGUCGUCCGCGCGGCGUCGUGGAGCCAGUCUGGAUGCAGAUUUUCACAGCAAGGAGAGAACAGUGAAUCAAUUACGGACGAAAAUAGCCGUCUUGGAACAAGAAUUGAAAGACAAGGACGUGUUAUUAGCGAAGCAGCAGGACCUCUUGACUGCAGCGCAAGAGCAAAAGGGUCGUUUGACGAGUAUCGUUGAAGAAAAGGAUUCUGUUAUCACUCGACGCGAAAGUGCUGUUAAAACUAUGACAGAAGAACUGAUAAAGGCCAACGACAUAAUACGGAAAUUACAAAAUGACAUUCGAAUAUUGAAUCAAAAGUUAAAAACCCGCACAGAUGUUGCAAGGGAGCAAGAAAAAGUAUUGCAACUUAGAGACAAUGAAAUCGCUCGUUUGCGAGAUGAGCUAAAUGGACAUUCAAAGUUGCAAGAUGAAGUUGUUGAACUUCGAAGUAAAAACGAAGAAAAAGAAUCAGCUAUAAAAAAUAACGAGCAGAUUAUAUCGUAUCUAAACAAACAACUCAACGAUCUCCAGCUCAGAUCCGAAACCACUGGCAGAAAUCCUCAAUGGUUUUCCACGCCAAAUGAUAUUAAUGGCGUAGGACCCAAAAUUCCUAUGUCCUCACUAAGGUCCUCUCCACUGCAAUUGGGUCAAACGCUCGAGAACAGAGAAAAUGACGAACCACUAGAUCCAAAAUACUUUCAGCCUAAAUCAUAUGGCGGACUUGUACGCAAAGAAAAGUCAUCCGAUAGAAAUCCGCCUAAUUCAAAACCAUCGGCAUAUUUCAAAAAAUGAUUAUUGUAAAGUCAGAUUUCCAAGCAAGAUUCAACACGUGUAAGACAUAUUUCUUCUUUUAAAUCUAAUAAAUUCUUUAAUGUAACAAAA
Molecule: messenger RNA, 1908 nt
Organism: Daphnia carinata
Lineage: Eukaryota; Metazoa; Arthropoda; Branchiopoda; Diplostraca; Daphniidae
Product: spindle assembly abnormal protein 6 homolog
Exons: 9
Coding region: 103-1818 (571 amino acids)
Biological process (GO): centriole replication
Cellular component (GO): centrosome; centriole
Source: RefSeq, a predicted model, not a curated record